GUUCAGGUGGUGCUGGCGAUGGAGGGGUGUCCAGGCAGGGCCACAGCAGUUCAGAUGGUGCUGGCAAUGGAGGAGUGUCCAGGCAGGGCCACAGCCACCAAGUGGCUGGAGGGCAAGAGAAUUGCAGUUCAGAUGGUGCUGGCAAUGGAGGAGUGUCCAGGCAGGGCCACAGCCACCAAAUGGCUGGAGGGCAAGAGAAUUGCAGUGAGGGAAGUGGGGGCAUGGGAGACCAUCAAAACCGCACUGGACCACGCCAUUCACACCUCCCUGCUGCGCCGCCGAACCGCUGCCCUCACUGCUGCUGCCGCCACCAUCGGCCACGGGAAAGGUGCAAGGGGAGACAGAGGGAUUCAGAGCGGUGCAGAGGGGUGUGGAGAGGCAGGGAAUGGUUCUCAGAGAAGGGGCGGGGCGUUUGUGUCGUCUGAGGCGCGGAGGGGGUCGUUCACUGCGCCAAUAGUGCUUGCAGGGCGUGUGGGGCCCUCCCUGGGUCCUACUGCUGCUGCUGCUACUGCUGCCGCCGCUGCUGCUGAUAGAGGCAACACUGUAGACGCUUCUUCUGCUGCUGCUAGUGUGGGGAGGCACGAGGGAGGGCGGGAGGGAGAGAGGGGAGGAAGCAGGCGGUGGCUGCCAUCCCGUCUGGCCCCCUUCGACUCGGCUCAAAGGCCUUCCCAGGGGUUGCUUGCAAAGAUGGAGCUCUCAUCGAUGCUGCCGUCUUCUCUCGCUGCUCUGGCUGGCCUUGGGCACUCGUCCCACCACACGUUCUCCUCCCACCACAUUCAGCCAGGUCAAACAAGUCAAUCAAGUCAACAGCAGAGAGCAGCAGCUCAAGAGGCCCCAGCAGUUCUCACCCACAGAGCGAACACCUGGGAAGGGGACAUGGAGAGGGAGGGCCGGGAUGGGGAGAAGGGGAAGGACCGGAAGAGUGUUGGGGAGGAGGAAGCAGAGGGGGAGAGGGAGAAAGAGGGGGAGAGAGAGGAGGCGGAGUGGGGAGAGGAGAGGGACACAGCCACAGCAGCCACAGACAAACAAGCAGAUGCAGAUGCAGAUGCAGACGCAGACGCAGACACAGACGCGGACAAAGAUGGAAUCAAGCUUGCCGACCGCAGCUACCCUAUUCUGGCAAUCAUCGACAUCAUGCUGCUUCCAGGAAGCCGCGGGCUUUGCAACGCGUUGAUAGACCCAGCAGAGCAGGACCCGUUAGCAGUGGGGGCGAGUGCUGCCAGUCACCUGCCCCGCUUUGACGUGCACGGGGAAGGGGGUCUCAGUAGCCCUGCUGCUCGCCCUUUCAUGGUCCCGCCUGAGCUGGAGAGGCUGUGUGCUGAUCUGAACGCCAUCCGCACGCAGACACCGCAGAUGGCAGACUUACUCGUUGUGGCGUGGCUAGUCCCUCCAGGGGUGGACCCUCGCCUUCCCUCCAGGGGUGGACCCUCGCCUGUGUCGCUUCCUACACCAGCAGCACCACUCGCUCAGCACCACCCGCCCCCUGCAUGCCUCGCGCCUCACACACAUCCAAGAGCCCCUGGUGCCCCGCUUGCCCCUUUUGCCCCUUACGUGCCGUUUGAACCUCAACCCCCCUCACAGAUGGCAGAGUCUCUUGUCGUGGCAUGGCUAGUCCCUCCUGGCGUGGACCCUCGCCUGCGCCGCUACCUACACCAGCAGCACCACUCGCUCGUCACCACACGCCCCCUGCACGCCUCGCGCCUCACCCACAUCCUCUCCUGCUUCGCCCACGCCCUCAACGGAGAGCCCAUGGGCGGGGGCUCGUCUCGAAACUCGUUUGCCAUGCAGGCCCCACCCGCUGCGGAGGUGCCUGCUGCAUCGGCUGCUGCAGCAUCUCCCGAGAUGAUUCACCAGCACCACCACCAGCAGGAGCAGCAGCAGCAGCAGCAGUCACACUCCCCUGGCCAUAUCGCCAAUCACACAUCUCUGCUCACAUCCAUAUCCCCAGUUGGCCUUCCUCAGACUGCUGCUGCUGCCGUGGCUGCAACCUCAGGCUCCAAGGGGCCUGAAGAAACAGGAGGAGCAGAGUCAGGAGCAGGAGGAGCAACAGGAGCAGGAAGCCUCGCAGAGGCAUGUGGUGGUGGUGGUAGUGCUACUGCUAGUAUUGCGGCUGCUGGUGUGGGUUCACGCGCUUUCUGGGGUGGGUUUGGCAGCUUCAGCGAUGGCGCUAUGGGUGCUGCUGCUGCAGGAAGUGCCCUUCCGGCUGAUGAAGAGCAUGAGUUUCAAUCCUAUGACCUUACUGCACCAGAAAACGCCUUCCCCACGCUUCUGCCCGUCCCUGAAAUGCCUGGCCCAGAAAUGCAUGCCCUAGCAGUGCCUGCACCAGCAGUGCCCGCCCUAGCAGUGCCUGUGGCAGAGUCUUUGUCCCUUUCUACACCCACAGCGUCCGCUGCUGUGGACGUCCCUCCGUCGCUCAACUCUGUGUGGGAGAGCAUCACACGCAGCACCAGGCUCCAAUCUGUUGCUGCUGCCGCCGCUGGUGCUGCAGCUGUUGCCACUGCUGCCACUACUGCUGCUACUACUGUUGAUGCUGGUGGCACAGUGGGAAAAUCAGUAGCAGCGGGGGCAGAAGCAAGAGCAGCAGGUGUGGGGGGUGAGGAGAUAAUGGAGGAGGAAGAGGAUGGGGAAGAGGAGGAGGGUGUGGAGAGGGAGGAGCGGGUGGAGGGAGGGGGAGGGAGGCGGCGCCUCUCUUUCAACGCUUGGCGUGUGCCUGCCUCGGUCAGUUUCGAGUCGACUCAGAGGCUGCCUGCGUCGGCCGUGCCCCCUGCUGGUAGUGCUGAGACACAGCCGCUGACAACUGCGCUUACAGCUCAGCACCCCUCUGCAUCUUCUCCCACCGUUCACCACCUCUCUGCAUCUCCGCACUUACAUGUGCACUUCUUGCAGCACCGUUCCCUCUCAGACCAGUAUGCUCGCCCCACAAAUACCACCAGUCUUGCCAACCCCCACCAGCCCCGCUCAAGCCUAUCCGACGGUCUAGAACGGCUUAGAAUGAUCAACGUGAAUCUCAGCCAUCCCUCCUCCUCCCUGGCCCACCGCCCUUCAGCUGCUGCUGCUGCUUCAGCGUCGCUCACUUCUCCCUCUGCGCUUCCGCAUUUUACCACUCUAGUCAGCCCGGGCCAGGGAGGCAGCCUCGGGCGAGGCUCGGCACAGAUCCGGAAGCUGAGCAGCAGCUUCGGCGGUAGGGCGCGCUUUGCUGCGGGUGCUCCUGGUGCUUCUGCGGCAGGUGCGGGGAACCUGAAUGGAAUAGGGCUGGGCUGGCCGGGUCUAGCCAGCCGGCCUCAGUUUGCUUCUCUCUCCGGUGCGUCCCGGCUGGGUCUUAUCCGGUCCAUGUCAGCCGUACAGAGCUAUGCAGCGGCCUCCUCCCUCUCUGUUCUCUGCCAACCCACCAUGCUCUCUGGAAUAGGCUAUGACCACCAGCCUAGUGUGCUGGCCGGUAUGGGUGGUAUGGGGUAUGAUCAGUCCAGUGUGCUGUCUGGAUUCGGGCCUAGUAGCUUGAGCCACGAAACCAUCUUGGAAGCUCCGCACAUGUCGACGCAAAUGUCGCCGCGUGGUUCACCUGGGAUGUCACCUGGCAUGUCACCUGGGGUGUCACCUGGCGUUUCACCUGGCGUGCUGUCUGGAAUGCUGUUUGCGAUCGGGUCUGAGCCGAUACCAGAAGCGUAUAAGGUGUCACCUGGGCGUGGGAAUGUUCCUAGAAAGCUCCCUGGCGGAGGUAGUGGUAGGUACGACCUUCGGGGGAGCGGGAGGAGCAGCAGUGGCAGCCCAAGUCUUGCUGGUGGUAGCAGAAAGUACGACCUGCAGGGAGGAGGGGGGAGCAGGAGUGGGAGUCUCCCUGGUGGUGGUAGUAAGUAUGACUUGCGUGGAGGAGGGGGGAGUAGCAGUGGGAGGAGAAGGACCAUGGGACUGCAUGUGCGGAGGGGAAGCGCUGGUAGUGCCAGUGGAUUAGGAAUGCAUGAGAGCAGCAUGGGCAUGGGCAUGGGCAUGGGCAUGGGCAUGGGCAUGGGCAUGGGGAUGGGGCUGGGUGGUUCCACUGGUAAUCUGCAUGCUCCUUCGCCUUACUCUACUAGUGCCCACGCCAUGUCACCUGCCCAUGCCUCGUCACCUGCCCAUGCCACGUCACCUGCUCAUGCCACGUCACCUGCCCUAGCCAUAUCACCAACCCAAGCCCCGUCGCCUCACUCCCAGCCAGUGGCUUACCACAGGAGAGGGGCAGAGAACACAGAGUCAACAUUCUCACAGCCACCAGCAUUCCUCAAAGGCAGCACCGUACUCUACUCCACCAGCAACCAUCCCACCCACUCCAACCACUCCUCCUUCUCCUCCCAGCAAGCAGCAGCAAGCUCUCUCAGGCCGGGACUAGCAGCGGAAAGCUCAGCAGCAGCAGCAGCAGCUCCACCCGCUUUUGUGUCCUCGCCUCACUCGCACGCAGCAGGCUACCUGCGAGGCUUUCACAGAAUGGCCCGUACCAAUUCCAGCUCCAAAUCCGCUCUUCUAGACGCAUCCAAAGGCAUGUCUCACACCAGCUCUGUUUCUCUUGACGCUCCCAGCAAAGGCACGGCCCGCACCAGCUCCAACGCCCCUGAUGCACCCGAAAGCAUGGCUCGCACCACCUCUGCUUCUCUCGAUGCGUCCAACAAAGGGAUGCCCAAUGUUGGCCUGAUUGCCAGGAGCAUGCCUCGCACAAGCUCAGCCCCUCUAGACGCCCCUCGUGUGGUUCCCAUGCCCAGAAGGUCGCUCCAGCACCAUUCAGCCAGGUACUCUGUGGCUGGGGCGAAUGGAACGAGUGGAAUGGUUGCUCUUGACGCGCCUCAGAAACACCAUUCUGCCAGGUACGCUGCUAGUGAGGUGACUGGUGGGGCGUCUGCCCUUGACGAGCCUCAGAAAUACCCUUCUGCCAGGUACACUGCUAGUGAGGCAUCUGUGCUUGAGGCGCCUCACAAACACCACUCUGCUAGAUACUGUGGUAGUGGGGCGAGUGGGGUGGAUGGGACAAGUGGGGCGUCUGUUUUUCUUGAGGCGCCUCACAACCACCACUCUGCCAGGUACACCACUCUGCCACUCUGUUUUUCUGGCCUUGAGGCAGAACCAGUUGUACGAACGAGUAUGCAGCCAGGCAUGCAGUCAAGAGAAGUGAAGGAAGGAGGUGGAGAAGCAGAGGGCGCAUUAGCAGCUGGGGGAGUGGUGGAAGCAGAGGGGACAGGAGGAGCUGCUUGUGCUGCUCACAUUGCUGCUGGCACUGCCGCUGGCAUUGCUGCUAGCGUGGAAGCAGGCCGGUCAAGAGUGCCCGCUGCGUCAGAGACAACCCAGCAGGAUGGGCACGGCACGGGAGGGAAAAUUCCUAGGACAGGAUCAGCGUUGGAGUUUGGGCUUCUGAGGGGGCUCGUGGGCCCGUCCACCCCCACCACCCCUCCCACAGCAGCUCGGCCAAGCUUUGAUGCUGACGCCCCUGCCUGGCGAGCGCGGCCCAGCUUUGAAGUGCCGCAGAGCAAGGCGAGGCGAGGCAUGGCAGGGGCCCACACCCCUGGGAGAGACACCACUGGUAGACCCACAGCAGCAGGAGCAGCAGCAGGAGGAGCCGCAGCAGCAGCAGGGGGAGCAGCAGGAGGAGCAGGAGGAGGAGCGGCAGGGGGAGGGGCGAUGCCGACAGGCCAGCCGCUGGCAGGGCUGCAUAUCCUGGUGGUGGAGGACACAGCAGUGCUGCAGAAGCUGGCAGCGUCCAUGCUUAGGAAAAUGGGAGCCCAUGUGGCUGUGGCUUCGGAUGGGCAGCAGGCUGUUGCUGCUGUGCUGAGCUCGUGGGGGGAUGACGAUGAGACUUCUGGUGCUGCUGCUGCUGCUGUUGCGGCUUGUGGUGGUUCUGGUGGUGCUGGUGGUGUGGGUGAUGCUGGUGGUGGCGGUGGUAGUGGUGCUGGUCCUUUUCGCUGGAAGCCUCGCCGGGGCAGCAGUGGCUCUGUCUCCUUCCUCCUCUCUGCCCUCCCCUCCGCCUCCCCCCUCUCUUCCAGCCCUCUGGCCUCAUCUCUCUCGUCAAGCCCUCCCGUGGGAACAGCAUUGAGAGGGGGAGGAGGGGGAGCAGCUGCAGCGGCAGCAGCUGAAGAAGCUGAAGCAGGAGGCGGGGGAGGAGGUGGUUUUGGGGAAGGGUGGGAGGCAGCAGGUGUGCAGCAGGGUCGGAGCUCUGAGGCCAUUGAGUCACAGCUCGCAGAGAGGGGAGAGGAGAGACCCAGGUCGUCCUUUUCCAACCCGUUUGACCCAGCAGGGACAGCUGUAGCAGCAUCGGCUGUUGCAGCGUCAGUUGUAGCAGCGUCAUCUGCAGCAGCGAAUUGUGGCAGUGAUGUGGUGGCUACAGCUGGGGUGGAUGGGUGCAAGGGCAGUGGGAUGGGUGGAGUAGGGGAUGCAGCAGCAGCAGCAGCAGCGGAUCCCUUCGACAUUGUGCUCAUGGACUGCCAGAUGCCAGUGAUGGAUGGGUAUACGGCCACGAGGACCAUUCGUGCCGCAGAGAGGGGCACGGGGCGCCACACUGUCAUCUGUGCACUCACUGCUCAUGCACUCGCCAGUGACGAGGCCAAGUGCAGGCAGGCAGGAAUGGAUGGGUACCUCACAAAGCCAAUCAACAUACGCUUGCUGGUGGACACUGUUCAGCGGCUGGUCAGCAACAACAGGAGGGCAGCAAGGCGAAGCUUGAGCAACCUUGGCGCGACUGCCACUGCCAGCGGCACUGCCGUGGCCAAUCAAGGCAGCUUCAGCAGCGCUUCCAGUAACAGCCCAUACACCAGCCCUUUAGGGAAUCUCCUUCGGAAGUCUUGGGAAAGGAGCGCACGAGCAGGAGGAAGAAACGAGGAAUUUAAACAGCUGACCGCUUCGGAAGAGAAGCUAGAGGGAGAGGAGGAGGAAGAAGUGAGGGACGAGAAGGACGAAGAAGGCAGGGAGGGCAAGGAGGGCGAGCGGGACGAGAAGCAGCCUGCUGCCGACCGAUACGCAGUCAGCCGGUCCAUGCCUCGGAAGCAGCAUGAUUGGAUCUUUUCUGUUGGAUCUCCUAACGUCUCCUCCCCCAGCAGCAGCAGCAGUGGCCUCAAUCGCCCACCUCCCGCACAGCUGACCCUUGCUGUGGCCGCUUCUGCUGCUGCUGCUUGCGCCGCUGCUCUCAUGCUGCUGCACUCUCGGUUCGCCCAGACAGCACUUGAGCGUGCAGGGAAGCGUGCCGUGGGGCGUGCAGAAGGGCGUGAUGAGGAGGAACGUGCAGAGGAGAAAGGCGAGCGUACAGGGAAGCGUGCAGGGAAGCGUGCAGACACACAAGAAGGCAGAUUACGGGGGAGUGAGGAGAUGUUUGAGGCGCCUCAAAAAUCACUUGAGCGUGCAGGGAAGCGUGCUGAGGGGCGUGCAGAAGGGCGUGAUGAGGAGCGUGCAGAGGAGAAAGGCGAGCGUACAGGGAAGCGUGCAGGGAAGCGUGCAGACACACAAGAAGGCAGAUUACGGGGGAGUGAGGAGAUGUUUGAGGCGCCUCAAAAAUCACUUGAGCGUGCAGGGAAGCGUGCCGAGGGGCGUGCAGAAGGGCGUGAUGAGGAGCGUGCAGAGGAGAAAGGCGAGCGUACAGGGAAGCGUGCAGAGGAGGCAGGCGAUCGUACAGGGAAGCGUGCAGAGGAGGCAGGCGAGCGUGCAGGGAAGCGUGCAGACACACAACAAGGCAGAUUACGGGGGAGAGAGGGGAUGGCGGGAGAUGCGGCAAGAGGUUUUGCAGGGGGGGUUGCUCGGGGUGGUGCAAGGGAUGUUGCUGCAGGGAAUGGGGGGAUAGCAGAGGGCACGGUAGAUUACAUUCGUUCCUUGACGUUCAAGGAACCUGAUGGAGGGAGGGUGGAAGCGAGAUCAGGGAAGACGAAGGAAGGCCCGGAAACUCUUACAGCUGGUGUGGAGAGAGUAGGGGAGCCAGUUGGGGGGAGUGGUGGGGAGACCGCUGGGAGCGAGAAUGAACUGGAGGGUUUAACUGGAAGGGGGAGCGAUGAGCUAGGCACAGAAGGUAGUGCUGAGGAGAUGGAGGGGAUUCAAACCGACGGGAGCGAAAGGAGUGAGAGAGAGUGGCUUGGCCCAGCUGUGGCUGGAGGGGCAGAGAGCAGGGAGCAGGUGGGGGGACGACAGGGGGAAGGGGAAAGGAGCGGAUGGGCGGAGGGACGAGGCGAGAGUGGGGUUUGGAGAGAAGAGGGUAAAGAUGCAGUGGAUGGGCGUGAGGAUAUGAGGCGGAGAGGUAGUGGUGAUGGGGAUGAGGAAGGGGAUGAGGGGAAGGGUGAGGGGAGAGAUAAGGGAGACCUGCCAGGGGACUUGGAAGAAGAUGAACUGCUCAAGUUACUGCAAGCUCAAGCCAUUAGCGAUUGGAGCAACCAGAUCGUGCUGCAGGGCUUUAACUGGGAGUCACACGGUCAACCCCAGGGCUGGUGGCGGCACCUAGCCUCCCUCGGGCCUGCCAUUGCUGCUGCUGGCUUCACGGCUGUCUGGCUACCCCCCGCCUCUUCGUCCCUUGCCCCACAAGGUAAACCCCCCGCCGCUUCCUCUCUCGCCCCUCAAGGUAAGCCCCCUGCCUCUUUGAAUUGCGGCCACCACCAGAGCUGGUGGCGGCACCUGGCCUCCCUCGCGCCCGCCAUUGCUGCUGCUGGCUUUACGGCUGUCUGGCUGGCCCCCGCCACUUCCUCUCUCGCCCCUCAAGGCUACCUGCCCAAGGACCUCUACCACCUAUCAUCAGCAUACGCCUCCGAGGCAGAUCUCCGCACCCUCUUUGCUGCUCUCAGGGCCGCCCAGCCCAGCACUGCGGACCUCUACCACCUGGCAUCAGCAUACGGCUCCGAGUCAUUCUUCAUUAUCCCUCUUGCCCUCCCCCACUCGCUCUCUUCCCUCCCCUUUCUCCCCCCAACAGGCUACCUGCCUAAGGACCUCUACCACCUAUCAUCAGCAUACGGCUCAGAGGCAGAUCUCCGUGCUCUCAUUGCUGCGUUCAGGGCCGCCCAGCCCCACUCUGGAGUACCCUCAACGUCUGCUGCUAAUGGUGCUGCUGCUACUCCUGCUGCUGGGGAUGAUUCUGCUACUGUUGCUGCUGCUUCGUCCCCUUCAGCCCCUGCUGCGGGUGGUGCAGCGGUGACUGACAUGAAUCCGGACAGUGGGUUGGAUCAAGCAGCUGAUUGUGCACCUGGUACCACUACUGAUAGCUCUGCCAUGGGAUGUGCUGCCGCUGAUGGUGCUGCCACUGGUGGUGCUGGGAGCGCAGGGGGCGUGAGGGUGAUAGCAGACGUUGUGGUAAACCACCGGGUGGGAAGCCAGCUGGGGGAGGGCGGGCAGUGGACUCGCUUUGACGGCACCUCCAUGCCAUGGGACGAGAGUGCUGUCACCUGUGACUCUGGCGGCAAGGGCAACCCCAGCAGUGGCAGUGUGUUUGAGGGGGUAUCCAACAUCGACCACUCUCAACCGUUCGUGCGCCGAGAUCUCACAGCAUGGCUGACGUGGCUCCAGGCCGAUGUGGGGUUCUCAGGGUUCCGCUUUGACUAUGGCAAGGGGUACAGCGCGGCCUAUGUGCGGGGGUAUGUGCGGGGGGCACGCCUGCGCUUGUGUGUGGGCGAGUACUGGGACACCUGCAAUUACAUCGGCCCACAAUACGACCUUGACUACGACCAGGACUCGCAUCGGGGGCGCAUAGUGGAGUGGAUUGAAGGGGCGGGCAGGCUGGCAGCAGCCUUCGACUUUACCACAAAAGCGGUUCUGCAGGAGGCAGUGAAAAGGAAGGAGUGGUGGCGGCUGAAGGACAAGGAAGGCCGCCCGCCAGGCGUGAUGGGUCUGCUGCCCUCUCAUGCCGUCACAUUUGUCGACAACCAUGACACCGGCUCCACUCAGGGCUAUGCCUACGUCCUCACACAUCCGGGCAUCCCAUCAGUGUUUUAUGACCAUUUCUUUGACUGGGGCGUGGAUCUCAAGAUCCAAAUUCAGCAGCUGAGCAUUCUCGUCUUCUGUGCCCUGGAAGAGCUUCAUCUGGGCGUCAACAGCGUGGAGGGUUCACACCCAGUAGCAUCAGAGGACGGUGCCGUGCCCCCACCUUCACAGCACACCUUGCUUCCCUCCCCUCCUCCACCCAACCCCUUUUCAGAGCUCCAUCUGGGCGUGAACAGUGUGGAUGUUUCAGACCCAGUACCAUCAGUGGACGGCACUGCUUCCGUCUGCAUCGCUCGCACGCGCCUCCCGGCUCGGCCACGCCUGAGGGGCGUGUCUCGUGGCUUCCACGUGCUCAGAGUCACGGCCACCAUUCCUGCAGGGAUCAUGCCACGUGGCGCUUUUGCCAGCGGCCCCAAGUUUGAGUUCUGCGUGCACUGGAAUGCCUCGCAACCCCUGGGGGAGUGCCCAAGGGGGGCGUGGCGAGCAGUGGACAGAAAGGGGCGGUGGGUGGUGCUGCGGUCACCUUUCGAGGGCGCGUUCAUUGAUGUGAAACGAGAGGGCGGGGUCAUUGGGGACCAUGACGUCAGCAUUAAAGUAGACGAAGACUUGGAGCCUCACCGGGCGGUGUUCUUUGUCCUGGGGUUCCUGCUCAUGCUGCUGGCGGGUCAUCUGAGCUCUAUGGUAGCGUUUUACUACGGAGGGGGCAUGACGCUGGGCGUGCUUCUCGUGGUCAUCGUCAUUCUCUACCAGGUCAUGCGGUUGCUUCCCCUGGGUCGCAAGAGCAGCCUUCAGAUCCUCCUAUAUGGCUCCCUUAUGGGGUUCAUAGGGGUGAUCAUAACGUACGUCACAGGGGCCGUCAAGACUGUCAUGGAGCCUCUUGGUCUGGGUGAUGACGUCAUCUCUCCGGUGGUGGUGUUUGUGCUUGUACUGGUGGUGCUUAUAGGAGCAGCGCUGGGCUUCUGGGUGGUGCGGAAAUUCAUCCUCUCGCCCACAGGCGAGCUGGACCCCCCUACAGUGUCCUUCGUUAAGUGGGGGCUCCGAAUAAUUGCAGCUACUCUGCUUAUAAUGCCCCACCCUCCGUUCUCCAGUCUCAUUCCUAAACCCCACCCUCCUACCCCCAUUCCCUUCCCUCACCUUCUCCCGUUCCCCCUCUUCGUCCGACUCGCACCCCCGCAGAGAGAGCAAGCAGCAGAGCAGGAAGGAGAUAUGGGGGGUGCGUUCUCUCCCCCCCAGCAAUUCGGCACUCCCCCUCAGGGCCCGAUGGGAGCAGUAGGGGGAGGGCAGGGGUAUGUGACCCCCUCGAGGGCGGUUGAUGGGUCGCCUUAUACGCGCAUGGGGACGCCUUUCCAGGGGCCACCGGUUGACCCUCUUCCCUCUCACGCGCUUCCUCUUGCUCUUCUCUCCUCUCGUGUCCUCUCCUCUCCCUCCUCUCCCUUCCUCCCCACAGGCACACCUCGCACCCCCCUCCCCUCCUCCCGUCUCGCCCGUGCGGUGUGCCCGUGCGGUAUGCCCGUGCGGUGCGCCCGUGCGGUGCGCCCCUCUUCCUUUCACCGCACGCCCGUGCGGUGUGCCCCUCUUCCUUUCACCGCACGCCCCGCCGCCGCCACCUCACCCCGGCACAGGAAGCAGCCAUCUCACACCAGCACACCUCGCACUCCUCUACCCGCCUCCCCUCUCGCCCGCGCGGUUUGCCCCUCCUCAUUCCACCGCACACCCCACCGCCGCCACCUCACCCCGGCACAGGCAGCAGCCAUCUCCCAUGAGUGCACCCACGCGGCCCUGCAGGAGCUGGCUUAUUCCCCCGGGUUCGGGCAGUGGGUGUUGCAUAACUUUGAUAGGAUAGCGAUUACUCCGAGGAUACUGAGGGAGGAGCGGGGUGAAGCAGAGAUUGCUGCCACGGCUGAGAUGGAGGAGGGGUUUGAGGAAGAGGAAGACAGGUAG
Messenger RNA from Closterium sp. NIES-65, 11841 nucleotides. The record is from the annotation of a GenBank genome assembly. NCBI's taxonomy places the organism in Eukaryota, Viridiplantae, Streptophyta, Zygnematophyceae, Desmidiales, Closteriaceae.